Manihot esculenta (cassava) is the source of this 762-nucleotide messenger RNA. Its product is annotated as heavy metal-associated isoprenylated plant protein 47-like. Bases 197 to 583 code for a protein of 128 amino acids. The transcript has 2 exons. Lineage: Eukaryota; Viridiplantae; Streptophyta; Magnoliopsida; Malpighiales; Euphorbiaceae. Gene Ontology annotation, molecular function: metal ion binding. The record is from RefSeq and is a predicted model, not a curated record.
AUUCUCUCAACAUCACUUGCUAGUCUACGAAACCAACAUCUUGUUUGGUGCUCGAGAAAAUUAUGAAGGUAAGUACACCUGGCUAGAAAAACUAAAAGUUUGAUUCAAAAAAAAAAAAAAAAAGAAAAACUAAAAGUUAGUUAAUUAUAGUUAAACACUUGUAAUAAUCAUACUUAGCAUUAAUUAUUUACUGACAAUGUUGCCGCAAAAGAUAGUGAUCAAGGUGACAACUUGUUGCGAUAAAGGCCGAAGCAAGGCCUUGAAGACAGCUGCCAUUGCAGAUGGUGUGAAUUCUGUGGCAUUGGAGGGAGAUGACAAAGAUAAGUUGGUGGUGAUCGGAGAAAGAGUAGACGCAGCGUGCUUGACCAGAGCACUUCGGAAGAAGAUAAACUAUGCAGCCAUAGAAAGUGUAGAAGAAGUGAAGCCUGGGGAGAAGAAACCUGAGGAGAAGAAGCAGGAAGGUGACAAUAAAAAGAAAGAUGAAGAUAAUACGCCAACUCCACAUUGCUGUCAACAACCUCCUCGUUGCGAAUUAGUCAGUGUGGUUUAUGAUACUAAUCCAGGAACUUGCACCAUCAUGUGAAAGUUUUUUUUUUUUUUUUUUUUUUUUUUUUUUUUUUUAAGAAUCCGCUGACUGGACUGGAGUUCCUACCUGCCCUCUAUAUUACUUGUGGUCUAGGUUUUCUGGUAGAAGACAAAUUUUAUUUUAUUAAUAAUUUUACAUGCAUUUAUGAAUUUUAGUGAAAAAAUUAUUCUCUCUCA